GCCGCAGAAGCGGAGCGCGAGUGUAGCGGGCUUGGGCGCUCGCCCACCAGACCUGCCUCGGCGGCGGCGGGAUGGAGCCGGCGACCGCGCCCCGGCCGGACAUGGCGCCGGAGCUGACCCCCGAGGAGGAGCAGGAGGUGUAUGAUUUUUGCCAGCUGUAGAUUCUGGGGACUCUGGAGAGAGUGUAAAUGGGAGAGCCUUGAGAGGGCCUGUGGUGGCUAUUGCUUCCUGCGCUGCAGCUGCUUUUUGUGGUGACUGCUGCUGGAUUGCUGGAUUGCCAAUUUGCUGGUUUGCUGGUUGGAGAUAUCCGGACUAUGGAGAUUGGACCUGCCCCAAGGAACCCAAAGCCCAAAACCAGCAGGAAGUAGUGUAAAGAGGUCUAUGCCCCCCUUUCCCGCUAACUUUCUCUUUCCUACCAAGUGUUGAGGGGUUGGAAUGACUUAGGGGUGGAAUAAAGGGUAGAAGGGUGGUAGGUAUAAGAACCCAAUAAAGAAGAUCCAAAAAAAAAAAAAAAAAGUACAUCUACAGAAAGUCAUGGUGGCUCACACUGUAAUCUAAACCUAGGUAAUUGAAGUUGGAGGAUUGCCAAGAGUUUCAGGCCCACUUGGACUAAAGAGCGAGAUUGUGUUUCACAAAAAGGGAAUGGGGUAUCCUGGCCUAAUUGUUGAGUAUGGGAUGAACAAGACACAGGUACACACACUGAAAAAGGAAUAAACCAUAAAUAGGAACUCAACUAAAACUGUAUCAUGAUACUUUAGUAAUUAUAGCCUUGUAGGGUCUUACAUGGUUAUUCCAGUAGCAAUGGCUGGGGUAGGACAAUAUAGCAGUUCUCUUCAGUAUUUAUUUAUUUAUUUAUUUUUAAAGAUUUAUUUAUUUUAUGUGAAUACACUGUAGCUGUCUUCAAACACACCAGAAGAGGGCAUCGGAUCCCAUUAUGGAUGGUUGUGAGCCACCAUGUGGUUGCUGGGAAUUGAACUCAGGAUCUCUGCAAGAGCAGUCAGUGCUCUUAAUCGCUGAGCCAUCUCUCCAGCCCCUCUUCAGUAUUUAUAAUUCUAUUCAUUGCCAACUAACAUGUUUGAAUAACAUAUUCUUUCACAUGAAAAGAAGUUAAUCUCCAGUAUGCUGAUAAGAAGCCUAUAAAAUCUUAGCAUUUGGGAGAUUGAGGCAGAAAAUGGAGAAUUUGAGGCCAGACUGAUCUUGUCCUCUGAUCUUCACAUGUGCAUGCACACACAUGCAUACAAACACAGUAAAUAGAAAUGUAAUACAAAUAAAAAAUAAAUUAAUGAGCUGGAUGAUAGUGGUUCAUGCCUUUAAUUUCAGCACUUCCACCAGGUCAGCCUAGUCUACAGAAUGAGAUCUAGGACAGCCAGGGCUACACAGAGAAACUUUGUCCUGAAAAAAAGCCAAAACCAAAAAAGAGAAAACGAAAACAUCAUUUUUUGAUACAGAAAUAUUAAUUUAUAUAGAAGUGACUAUUACUAAAGGUUAUUAUUAUUAUUAUUAUUGAGGCAUUAUCUUACAAUGUAGGUCAGUCUGUACUGGAACUUGUUAUGUGGUCCAGGAUGUCCUGAAACUCACAAUAUAGUCCAAGCUGGCCUUGAACACCUGAAAUCUUACUGCCUCAGCCUCCUGAAAAUUAGAUUAGAAAUGUGAGCCACCAUGUCCAGCAUGUGGUUAAUUUAUUCAUUUUAUUAUCUUUUAAAUUUAAUUUGACUUAUUUACUUACUCACUUUCCAGACUGCUCAAUGCCCCACUCCUGGUCAUCCCCUCCCACAGUCUCUCCCCCAUUUCCCCCUCUCCUUCUCCUCUGAACAAGUGGGGGCCUCCCUGGGUAUCCUCCUACCUUGGCACUUCAAGUCUCUGUGAGGCUAGGUGCAUCCUCUCCCACUGAGGCCAGACAAGGCAGCAUAGCUAGGGGAAAGGGGUCCAAAGGCAGGCAACAGUGAGAGACAGCCCCCACUCCAAUCAUUAGGGGACCCAUAUGAAGACCAAGCUGUACAUCCACCUAGGUCCAGCCCGUGUAUUUUCUUUGUUUGGUGGUUUAGACUCUGAGAGUCCCAAGGGUCUUAGGUUAGUUGACUCUGUUGGUCUUCCUGUGGAGUUCCUAUCCCCUUCUGGGCUUGGAAUCCUCCCUCCUGUUAUUUUAAUGUUAGGGAUUGAACCUAAGACCAUGUGAUCUAAUAUUGAUCUACACUCCCUGUCCUAGUUUUUUUUUUUAUGUAAUGAAUUAAUAAAUUUAAAAAAUCGAGCCAGUGUUCUCACUAUAGACCAGGUUAGCCUAGAACUUGCUAAGUAGAACAGGCUGGCCCCAAACUCGUUUUCUUCUAUCUGUUCUUUCUGAGUGCUGAUAACGAAAGUUUGUGCUGCCAUGCCGUGCUUGUUUUUUGAGACAUGAUUUCAUUAUCUGGCCCAGACUGACCUUGGAAAUCACUGCCAUGGGUUACCUAUUAAUAUUUAUUUGCAGAGCUUGCAAAGGAAAUCCUUAUUUUUGAUAUCAUAGUAUUAUAAGGACUAAAAAGGACUCACUGGAGCACUUACUGUGACUGUAAACAGUCAAUCAAGUUAGCUACUAUUACAUUCCUUUGGAUACUGAACUUUUGGGAUUUACUUAAACCAAUUCUAAGGAGGAACAACUGUUUGGAUUCAUCCUAGGAUCUAUAUCUUUAUUGUUUUUUUUUUUUAAUUAUUAUUCUUUCUUCCUGAGCUGACAGCGCUCCUGCAAACAUGGUGAACGUUCCUUAGACCCUCCAGACAUUCUGCAAGAAGUGUGGGAAGCACCAGCCCCACAAGGUGACGCAGUACAUAAAGGGCAAGGGUUCUCUGUAUGCCCAGGGAAAGCAGCAUUAUGACAGGAAACAGAGUGGCUAUGGCGGGCAGACUAAGCCCAUUUUUUGAAAAACGUCUAAAACUACAAAGAAGAUGGUGCUGAGACUGGCUACCAAGCAGUUUCUUGAAGAGAUCAACAAGUGGACAGUACAGUAUAAUGUUUCUCCUCUCUCUUGGAACGUGGCUGUCAAGUUCCUCAUGGCCAGAAAGUUUGAUGUGCUCCGUGCUGUAGAGCUGUUUCACUGCUACAGAGAAACAAGACGGAAGGAAGGCAUUGUGAAGCUGAAGCCUCAUGAGGAGCCGCUCCGUUCUGAGAUCCUCAGCGGGAAGUUCACCAUCUUGAAUGUUCGAGACCCAACUGGAGCCUCCAUUGCCCUUUUCACUGCCAGGUUACACCAUCCCCACAAGUCUGUCCAACAUGUGGUACUCCAAGCCUUGUUUUACCUGCUAGACAGAGCUGUGGACAGUUUUGAAACUCAAAGGAAUGGACUGGUGUUCAUCUAUGAUAUGUGUGGGUCUAAUUAUGCCAACUUUGAGCUAGAUCUCGGCAAGAAAGUCUUAAACCUGCUGAAGGGAGCAUUUCCAGCUCGACUGAAGAAGGUGCUGAUUGUAGGAGCACCCAUAUGGUUCCGAGUGCCCUAUUCUAUCAUCAGCCUGCUCUUGAAGGAUAAAGUCCGGGAGAGGAUUCAGAUAUUAAAGACAUCUGAAGUUACCCAGCACCUGCCGAGGGAAUGCCUUCCCGAAAAUCUGGGUGGGUACAUCAAAAUUGACCUCGCCACUUGGAAUUUCCAGUUCCUGCCCCAAGUGAACGGCCAUCCAGAUCCCUUCGAUGAGAUCAUCCUGUUUUCCCUACCUCCUGCCUUAGACUGGGACUCAGUACAUGUUCCAGGUCCUCAUGCCAUGACCAUCCAAGAGUUGGUAGACUAUGUUAACACCAGGCAAAAGCAGGGCAUCUAUGAGGAGUAUGAAGACAUUCGUCGUGAGAACCCUGUUGGCACUUUCCACUGUUCUAUGUCUCCAGGAAACCUAGAGAAAAACAGAUAUGGAGAUGUACCCUGCCUGGACCAAACACGUGUGAAGCUGACAAAACGAAGUGGUCACACUCAGACAGAUUACAUCAAUGCCAGUUUCAUGGAUGGCUACAAGCAGAAGAAUGCUUACAUUGGUACACAAGGUCCUUUGGAGAACACCUAUCGUGACUUCUGGCUCAUGGUUUGGGAGCAAAAAGUUUUGGUGAUUGUCAUGACCACCCGCUUUGAGGAAGGCGGCAGGAGAAAAUGUGGCCAGUACUGGCCUUUAGAAAAAGACUCCCGGAUCCAAUUUGGCUUCCUCACGGUGACUAAUCUAGGAGUGGAGAACAUGAACCAUUAUAAGAAAACAACUCUAGAAAUUCACAACACAGAGGAGCGGCAGAAACGCCAGGUAACCCACUUCCAGUUCCUAAGCUGGCCAGACUAUGGUGUCCCUUCCUCAGCUGCUUCCCUCAUUGACUUCCUGAGAGUGGUCAGAAGCCAGCAGAGCAUGGCCGUAGGCAGCCUGGGAGCACGCUCCAAAGGGCAGUGUCCUGAGCCACCCAUUGUGGUCCAUUGCAGUGCCGGCAUUGGCAGGACAGGUACCUUCUGCUCACUGGACAUCUGCCUGGCACAGCUGGAGGAGCUUGGCACCCUUAAUGUGUUCCAGACAGUGUCACGAAUGAGGACCCAGAGGGCCUUCAGUAUCCAGACCCCUGAGCAGUACUACUUUUGCUACAAGGCCAUUCUGGAGUUUGCAGAGAGGGAAGGCAUGGUUCCCUCUGGUCACAGCCUGUUGGCCAUGGAUGGUCAAUAACUGUUUCACAAGUUUCCACUUGCUGGUCAGCCUUCCUUAAACUACCCUGGACACUGCUGAGCCUAUAGGCUGCCAUCAGUUAUGCUGAAGCCAUGGAUCAACCUCUUUCUUGUGUCUCCCAGCGCACAUGUGCACGCAAGGCAGCCUUUCCCUUUGGCUAGAUAAAUGUGGUGAACUUGCCACUAGAAAGGGCCAGCAGCAAUAUGUUCUUAAUUCCUAGCACCUGCUAUCAAAGUGUGCCUUAUCAAAACCAAAUUGUGGCUAUUGAUUUUUGCCAGGGUCCCUGAGGUAAGUGGGGAAGGACCCCCUCCCCCAACCCCCAUCUCCCAAUGCCAUUCUUCUGGACAUCUCCUUCCCUUUGCUAUGAUUUGACAGGGAGGUUUGGUGAGCAUUCACCUUCCUACCCAGAAAGCUUGACCAAGUUACAUAUUCUAGAGAAUGUCCCGAGUGCCAAGCACGUUUAUACAUAGGGCGUGUAUUCCAGUCUUUUCUGUCAUUCUGUGUGUGUGUGUGUGUGUGUGUGUGUGUGUGUGUGUGUGUGUGUACGUAUGUGCACUUACGUGUAUGGAACCAUAUGUAUGUGUGUACAUAAUAUAUACUGUAUGUGAUAAUUAUGACCGUAUACUAUAAAUACAUAUACACACAGAUACUCUUUGUAGAAGUUUCUGGGGCUUUAUGUUGCAGUUCAGCAUUCCUUGCUUCUUGGACCCUGCUGAUUAUUCUGGACUGGCUGGGGUUGGGGAUCAUGGCUCUCAUGUUGUCAGACAGCAGAGUGACAGAAGACAACACAUACUUUUUUUCCUGGGCCACAGGCCCUCUUCCUUAAUGAUAUCUUUCCCUCUGGAGUCUAUGCCUGUUGGAGCCAAACAUACUGACUUACGGUAACACUGGUUCAUUUUAGCAUGGGUGUCCUUCAUCUAACAAAUCCUCUGUUUUCUUUGCUGAUUUGGGGAACAGACCUCCACUGUGAUUCCAGACUCUGUCUUAAGACCCCAGCAAUGGGGGACCAAGGCUAGAAAUGAAUUUACAGAGCUGCCAGAGCCCACAGUAAUCGGUACGAAGUUUUAAGAGGAAUAAAGGCGAGCCCAGAGUGAACAAGAGGAACCUGCCAUGAAAUUCCCUUCUUGGGAGGACAAACCCGGGCCUCUCUUUCUUGUGUUGGAAGAUACCUUUCUUUAUGCAACUCUUCCUCGUCUACUGAGAUGCCCAGCUCUCCCUGCCUGCUAGCCUGCCAGAUCCUAGACCUCAAACUGGAUGGUCUGUGUCAUUAUAAAGCAUACUCCUUAGGCUGGAUGAGGCUGUUCCUUGUAAUCCCUGGUCCCCUGCCCAUACAACUUGUUCCUGCCUUUCCCCAGUCUGAUUCGCCAGGAAUCGAAUCAAGAGUUCCCAACACUGUGUUCCCACAAAACCUUAUAGAACCCCUAAAUCUUCCCUUACUCCAGAAGAUGAGGUUGGCAGCUGGUCAGAGCUCAAUAAUUUUAUACUGUAAUAAGAUCUUUGAAUGUGUAUAUUCUUAUUUUUUACAAUCAUUUCACUUUGUAUUUAACAUCAAUGGACUGAGUCAGAUUCAGUAAAUAAUUGUAAUGUUCAUAUUCAAUAUCUUAUAGUGGUACAGUUUUGUAUUUACCUAUAAAUAUACCAAAAUGAUUAAA
Molecule: messenger RNA, 6305 nt
Organism: Rattus norvegicus (Norway rat)
Lineage: Eukaryota; Metazoa; Chordata; Mammalia; Rodentia; Muridae
Source: RefSeq, a predicted model, not a curated record